Durusdinium trenchii is the source of this 1327-nucleotide messenger RNA. The record is from the annotation of a GenBank genome assembly. NCBI's taxonomy places the organism in Eukaryota, Dinophyceae, Suessiales, Symbiodiniaceae.
GCUAUUUCGGUCUUCUUUGUUUAGGCACAUGAACCGGGCGGCCCAGCUCUUAAGCUGUCGACCCACCGAAUCCUGCUCCAUGGCUUCCCAACGCGUGGUGACUGCAGGGGCAUUUGGAAGGGGUUCCCAGAGGGUUCCCAUUGUCCACCUACUUGGAGUCUAAGAAAAAACCUCUUGAACCUUUGGCAACGGCUGGUGGAUGAGGCACGAUGAGGCCCUUGGACGGUUUUGGAUGGUUGUGGGUGUAUGAUGAAGCACGAUGAAUGAUUAACGAUGGAUGGAUGAGAUGUCGUCAUCCUGGACCUGAACUUCACACCUGGGGAGCCCAAGGGUCUUCCAGCUGGUUCCGGUCGCGGUCCCGGAGCUGGUGGAACUGGAGGAGUCUGCGGCCCCGUCUGCGGACAGUUCAGCGUGCCACAUGGGGGCUCCCUUGGGCUGCUGCUGGGGUGCUUUGUGGAGGCGGCCUCCACGGGCUCCGCUCGGCGGGCGCGGCCGACGCGGAGGUCUUCCAGAGCCCAGGCCAAAUGCUGCGCUCCCGGAGGCAGUUGCGGCGCCAAAGGCUGUCGGAGCGGUUGCAGCUGCGAUGGCAGCUGAGCAGCUGUUGCGGACCCGGCCGCCUGGCCCGCUUGGGUCGCUUCGAGCGCUUCGCUCCUGAGAACUUCCGGAUCCAUUUCUUGGCUUCGAGCCACGGCACCGACCGAGCGUGGCAAGUCUCGGAGGUGCUGUCGGUCUUUCAGCAGAUUUCCGCAGCGGCAAAGAGGCAGCUUCCGACCUUCUGCUGCUCGGCCGGCCGCUGUGAGGUCCAAGUCCUUAGGGGAUCAGCGACUCGUCCGCAGUCUCCACCGGGUGACGUGGACCUCCUCGUUUGCAUGGACGAGACGUCUGCCGCGGAAAGGGCAGAGGAGGUCCAGCUAGGGGAGAUCUGUUGCUUAGCCGACUUCCUGGAUGCGUGUCCAAUCGAGGAGCAGCUGACGCAACUGGAUCACCUGGUGGAGAUGGAUCGUGUUCACUGGCAUUCCUUACAGCCAGAGCUCCUCGCGCGCGUGAGGUCGCUGGUGGAUUGGGACGAAGACCCCGAGGAUUUGCUGCAAACGGCUCAAGCCUUGGCGGCUGCAGGCCUCCAUCGUUUCUUGAUUUCACAGUUCCCCGAGCAUUUGAAGGAGCUGCAGCUGCCCUGCCGUCCAAGACCUUUUGCCUUUGGCUUGAGCUAAUGAGGUGCGCCUGCCUUCCCGCUGGGGCAUACGCGGCGCAACUCAGGGGAUCAGCUAGUGGUUCAGGUUGUUUCUCUUGUGCUGGGUCUGGCACCUGGCUAAAUUUUUAUGCGAAC